CAUCAUGGUCGGAACCAAGUUCCUCACACUUGCUGGCCUCGCAAGCCUUCUGCUGCAAGCCAAUGCCUACAAGUUGAUCGCCUACAAAGAUAAGGGGUGCACAGGCGACAUCCAGGAGACCAUCGAGGACACCAAGUUUGGGGCCAACUGCCAGCACUUCAAGAAAGGAGCCGCCUCCGUCAAGGUCGAAGGAUCCUCAGACGACACGCCCUGGAUCUUCUUCAACGACUGGUGCAGCACCGGCUCGCAAGUCGCCAGCUUCAUCGGCGACGGGUGCGUGACCCAGGGCAAGACGAAGAUCAAGUGCGCCACCAACAUCAUCCCCGAGGGAACCUCGAAGAAGCGCGACCCCGAGGGCUCCACGGCGCAGAAGCGGACCUCUCCCGGCACCGUGAGCGCGUGGAAGAGCAAGGACUGCUCGGGCAGCCCGAUGAACACGAUGCGCUUUGCCGGCGAGAACCUCCCCGUGACCCUCAACGACGUCUCCUCCAUCAAGGUGUCCGGCGUCCCCGACGUGGACGUCGCGUUCGCGUGCAGCGACAAGAACUGCCACGUCGACCACCAGGAGGCCGUCCUGACGAACGACGACUGCAUCGACGUUUCCGGCAAGAAGGUCAACUCCGCCAUGGUCAUCGGCGUCGUCACCCCCGUCCGUCCGCGGGACAUCUCAGAGGACCGCCUCUACUCGCGCAGCCUCACCGCCGCCCUCGCCGACCGCGCCGACAGCAUCGCCUGCGACGCCAGUGGCGGAGCCGACUACACGGAUGCGCUCAAGGUGGGCGACAAGUGGCAAGGUGACAACGGCAUGGCGUGCUGCUGCCAUCUGCCAGGCGGCCGCACCUCGCAGAGCGUCGGGUCGGCCAAGGCCUCGUUCAGCGACAACAUCCAGUGCCCCGUCAACCCCUCCGGACAGCCGCCGCCGGCCACGGCGUGCCCCAUGAUCUGCAACUCGAUGAGGGCCUACGUCUAUGCCAUCGCGACGAAGUGCAAGACGGGCGAUAACAAGACUGGUGGCUCGGUUACCCUUCCUGGAGACUGGAAGAUUAGCUUGGGCCACAGCUAA
This is a messenger RNA of Hypoxylon fragiforme, 1063 nucleotides long. RefSeq lists its product as uncharacterized. Bases 5 to 1063 code for a protein of 352 amino acids. The transcript has 2 exons. The record is from RefSeq and is a predicted model, not a curated record. NCBI's taxonomy places the organism in Eukaryota, Fungi, Ascomycota, Sordariomycetes, Xylariales, Hypoxylaceae.